Molecule: messenger RNA, 1023 nt
Organism: Mauremys mutica (yellowpond turtle)
Lineage: Eukaryota; Metazoa; Chordata; Testudines; Geoemydidae
Product: killer cell lectin-like receptor subfamily F member 1
Exons: 6
Coding region: 1-699 (232 amino acids)
Source: RefSeq, a predicted model, not a curated record
AUGUGUUUCUGGGAGAAAUGGGUGAAAGAAGCUGCCAUUGGUUCCCCUCCAUGUCCCCGGUGGCAUCGCAUCGCUGUAGGGGUCGGAUGGGCUGGGAACAUCGUCCUGACAAUAGCUGUGAUAGCACUGGGAGUUUGGGUUUCCCAGUUGCUUGUCUCUUGUGAAGGACAGACCAGAGGAGCUCUGAAUACAUCAGAGAAUAAUGAUACCAGAUUCGUCAGUAGCACUGAAAGCAGCUCCGGCCCGGAAGAUUUCCGGUCUCGCUUGAAAGCAAUACUGUGUGCACCCCACCAUGGCAGCUUGGCAGGGGGCUCUGGGUGCAAACUCUGCCCCAGGGACUGGCGGCUGCGUGGGGACAAGUGCUACUGGCUGUCUAAGGAGCGUAAAGACUGGACUGGGAGCCGUGACGACUGCUGGGGGAAGAGCUCCCGCAUGCUCGUGAUCCAGAACCAGGAGGAGAUGGAUUUCAUACAGGAUGUUAUACAAAGUGCAGGUUACUUCUGGAUUGGACUUAACAUGACACCCCCAGGGAAGAAAUGGACCUGGGUGGAUGGUUCCACAUUAGAUCCAGCGCGCUUCCCAGUCCAAGGCUCUGCUGAUGGGAAGAGCUGUGGUCGGAUAAAAGGCAGCUGGAUUCACUCUGAGACGUGUAGCGCUGAGCAAAAAUGGAUCUGCCAGAAAGAAGCUGCUGUGAUAUAAAUGCUGGAGCUGAGAAUCCACCUUCGUGUCUCUGUAACACGUAGCACAUACUGCGUUUAGUCUCAUGGGGUGGGCUUGUGGCUUUAGGCAGAGCUCUAAGCAGGGCAGACUAGAACUCCGGGAGGUGCUGGGACGCAGGUGCCCCUCGCAGACACAGUUCCUCCCUUCGGUCCGUCUCACUGUGCUGGGGUUUUGAUAGGUCCCCUAAACCAGUAAUAAAUUACUAGGCUGUGACGCUUCCCAGAGGUACCCAGGGCUGGGAGGCACCUCGCUACCCUUGCCUCGAGCAUGAGGGAGCCUUGUCUGUGCCUGCCAGGGGUCAGC